AUGAAGAGCCCUACGUUGCUGGGCCUGUUUCUGGCAGGCGCUGCGACUGUGCUGCUUGGCUUUGUCACUUUCUGUGCUCCGGUGUUCAACAAGCUCUGGCUGUACUCGGUGAACGCGCCGGGUCGCUACGACUACCACUUUGGCACGCUCGGCCACAAUGUCAACGGCCAGGCGUCGCCGAUGCGGGUCGGCUACCGCUACAUGAAUGGGCAGGGUGCCGAUAUUCCGUUUGCUGCCAACCCCACGCGCACCCUCUCCUGGGUCCUGGUGCUCUUCCCGAUCGGUUUCGGCCUCGCGAUCCUGACCUUUUUGCUCGCGGGCCCCGGCCUGCUGCUGCCGGUGGUGAUGAACUCGCUCGCGAUGGUCACUGCCUUCCUCGCCGCGGUCGUGACCACGGUCGGCUUUGUGAUUGUGAUCGUGAUGUACUUUUACGCGAAGCACCACUUUGACGGCAACGUCUCGUUCGGCAUCGCGUUCUGGCUCGCAGUCGCCGCCGCCGCGGCGCUGUUUGUCGCGUCGUCGUUCCUCGGCCUCGGCAUCUGCUGUGGCGGCAACCGCCGCCGCGAGAAGCAGCGUACGAACGACGAGACGAUGUACAACCGCCUCUUUGCCCCGCAGCAGUCCGGCGUCGACCGCAGCGGCGAGGAGCGCAUCAACAUGGAGGACGUGCAGCACCAGGAGCCGGUGCAGCACGAGGAGGAGAAUGCAAACUUCGUAAACUACACCCACGGCAAGACCGACUCGUACGACACGCGCGCGUCGGCAGCGCCGGUGAACAACUACUACCCCCGCCAAGAGGACGUGUACGAGGAGCAGCCGGGCGCGUCGUCCAUCGCGCUCGUGCCGGCGAUCGGCGGUGCGUCGUACCUCGGCGCGCCGCAGCGCAACGGCCCGAUCCUCGAGCCGGAGCUCGAGGAGGACCAGGAGACGUACGCGCGCCGCCGCUCGCUCGGCCACUACUCCUCGGUCGAGGGGCACAGCGAGUACGAGGACGCGGUCCCGCCGAGCGAGCACUUUGUCGACGCGCGCCCCGCCGCCGAGACGCCGAUGCACACCGCGUCGUACACCUCGUCGCUCGCCCCGGCGAUGGCCUACAGCGCGGACCCGCGGGUGGGCGCGUACGACCCCGCGCCUGCGCUCCCCACGCACCUGCGCGGCGGCACCACCGCGACGCAGAGUCUGAACAACGACUCGUGGUUCCUCCCCGGUGCGCCAGAGACUUCGCGCGGCGCGCAACUGCCCACGUACGACACGCGCCAUGCGACUGGAUACCCGCUCGAAAAGGGCGGCGCGCUGUAG
This is a messenger RNA of Malassezia japonica, 1299 nucleotides long. RefSeq lists its product as uncharacterized. Gene Ontology annotation, cellular component: plasma membrane; growing cell tip; cell division site. NCBI's taxonomy places the organism in Eukaryota, Fungi, Basidiomycota, Malasseziomycetes, Malasseziales, Malasseziaceae. The transcript has 2 exons. The record is from RefSeq and is a predicted model, not a curated record. Bases 1 to 1299 code for a protein of 432 amino acids.